Tetrahymena thermophila SB210 is the source of this 585-nucleotide messenger RNA. RefSeq names its product ornithine decarboxylase antizyme protein. Lineage: Eukaryota; Ciliophora; Oligohymenophorea; Hymenostomatida; Tetrahymenidae. The transcript has 3 exons. Gene Ontology annotation, molecular function: ornithine decarboxylase inhibitor activity. The record is from RefSeq and is a predicted model, not a curated record.
AUGGCCCAAUUAAUUAACCUUAACCAAGAACUUAACAUGAUGUAGUCUAGUAAUUCCAUGAACAGGAUGUCUGUGGGUGAAGCUGAAAAGAGAAACCUCACUAAGAAGGGAAGCUUUUAAUUCACAAUUGGAAGAGAAAACAAUGAAGUUAAGACUAAUGAACCUAAAGUCAUGGAACCUAGCUUGGAAGAUGAAUUACUCCUCACCCAAUUAGCCUUGGAUGACAGAGAAAUCAUCAUUUAUGAUAUUGCCUCAGUUAUUUAUCUUGGUGAAAGAUAAAGAAAUACUCCUUUACACACUUUCAAAUGUUUCUACGAUGUCAACAACAAAAAUUUCUUUGUUGAAUUAUCUGACAAGAGUCCUUUGGAACACCUUACCAAGUCUACUUUCUUGAAAAUUUUAGACAUUGCUGAAGGCACUGGUGCUGAAAGAGUUUAUGUCUGCCUUCACAACAAAACUACUGAAAUCGGAUCUAAGAUUCAAACUUUGAUGUUUGUAGGUUUCCACAAGAUUAUGGGACAAGAAUUGUAAAGAGUUUCUAAGACUCGUACUCACACUUUACUCUGCUACGAUCUUAACGAGUGA